Messenger RNA from Syngnathus typhle (broad-nosed pipefish), 2625 nucleotides. It is a transcript of the gene efna1b, whose product is annotated as ephrin-A1b. Gene Ontology annotation, cellular component: plasma membrane. Gene Ontology annotation, biological process: ephrin receptor signaling pathway; axon guidance. The record is from RefSeq and is a predicted model, not a curated record. Gene Ontology annotation, molecular function: ephrin receptor binding. The transcript is spliced from 6 exons. NCBI's taxonomy places the organism in Eukaryota, Metazoa, Chordata, Actinopteri, Syngnathiformes, Syngnathidae. Bases 987 to 1688 code for a protein of 233 amino acids.
CCAUCACCUGCUGUCAGCAAGUGACUGGAUGCACGGCCUCCGCCUGCUUAGGACACGUGGAUGCCUGUCGAUAAAUCACUCAAGUUAAGUUGGCCUCCUAGUGUGCGGGGAUGACCCUCAGAUGAUCAGUGACGUGCAAGGUCGUUCACGGGUGAUCCCGAGGAAGGCGAUGAAGACGUCGGCAGCCGUGGCACCAGGGCAACACGUCGGAGUCGGAGACGUCAUCAACAGGUCGUCUUUCUAAAAUUAGAGAACGCUCCCAGGUCCCGCCCAUCCUUCAUUUAUCCAUGCAAGCAGCAGCCUGCUUUCGUCCCAAACGCUCUUUUGUCUUUGUGGAGCUUCGGGGUGACACUCAGCCUUUCCACGUGUAUUUUUAGCUCCAACAGCCCUUUGGCCAUGCAAUGUAUUCAAGCGUUCACUCCACCUCGAUUUGCGUUUCUCUUGUCAGAUACUCUCGUGUGUGUGUGUGUGUGUGAGUCAUCUAUUUUGGUGUUUUUGUUUUUCUCUCUGUGUUUUCUUUUCCCCAACUGAAUCACUAAGGUAAAAAGGCCAAGCUACCUUAUUUGGUUAACUCAAUAUUCAUCAAGGCAAAAAAGAGUUUAUUUUUUAUUUUCUUGUUGCGUUUAAAAGAACUCUCCAUCUUCAUCAAACUUUUUGUUUUUCUUUUUCUGUCAAGGGCAUACCAAAAACAACAGGGGAGCGCUGUGACCCCUGACCUUGAGGCCGUCUUAGCCAAUCAGAAGCACAUGUCCUAAAGCAGCAGCUGGAGGGCGCGUCUGCACUUGCUCCUGGUGGUGGGCGGGGCAUGUACACCACUGCCUCUCUGUGAUUGGCUGGGUAGCCGAGAGGCGGGGCUACGAGUUGACAAAACAAACGGGAGACGCGCUCCGGUAAACAGUCAUUGAGUUUCACUUUCGAGCGUCUGACCUGCUUCGACGAAACCAACUCCCAAGAUUCGCGUCAGUUAUACAAGCGCUGCUUCAACUAUGGAUUUGGCGUGCGUGCUGUUUUUGCUUCUGAGCGUCGGGGCUUGGUUCUCCAGCGCCGAGAGGCACAGCGUCUUCUGGAACACCUCCAAUCCAAACUUCCUGUGGGACGACUACACGGUGGAAGUCCGCAUCAACGACUACCUGGACAUCAUCUGCCCGCACUACAGCCACGGCGAGGUUCCGCCGCAUUCAGCCGAGCGCUACGUGCUCUACAUGGUGGACAAGGACGACUACGACGUGUGCAAGCCGCGCUCGUUCGACCAGCUCCGCUGGGAGUGCUCGCGACCCUUCGCCCCCCACGCCCCCGAGAAGUUCUCGGAGAAGUUCCAACGCUUCACCCCCUUCACCCUGGGCAAGGAGUUCAGUCAAGGAGAGAGCUAUUAUUACAUCUCCAAGCCGAUCCAUCAUCACGGCCAGGAUUGCCUGAGGCUCAAAGUGGACGUGGCCGGAAAGAAAGGCGCGGGAAAGAGUCAGACGGGGAAGUCCAAGGCUGAGACGGAGAAGAUCUCGGACCCGUCGAAAGCCAAGUUUGUCUCUUCCGGCGGAAUUCACAACCUGUCCAAUCGUCUCCCAGCAGACGACCCAACGGCCAUGGAGCCCAACGUCCAGAGGAGCGUUGGAAAUUCAGGAACGCGGACCGUCUCCUUCUCGCUCUCCUUGACGCUCCUUCCCGUUUUGUUAGCAGCGAUGCUACACUGAGAAGAAAAAAAAAACAUUGCAAAGCAGCCCAGUGCUGGUCACCGGGGUCAUGGACACUUUUUUUUUUUUACAACGAAUACAGAGCUUUUAUACAAAGACAAAGCUGUGAGCGUGUGUUGUGAAUGUGGAGUGUAGAUCACUCCAAAGAAAAUGACCUCCAUUUUGUUUUUUGUUUUUUGUACUAUGAUGAGCAUGAAGCAGCAUUUUCCGUUCCGAGCAAUUUGUUAUUGAUGUUUUCAUACCACUCUGUAGGUACACGUCCAGUUCCUGCGUCAGCCGCCAACUGAUUAUUCUGGAUGUUUUGUUUUUGUGCCGUUAUUGUGUAGCACUCAUCUUCGCAAGCCUCAAGUCAGCAUACCACUUUUCAUUCAGGGACGACAUCAAACACAUUCGGUUCAAUACUCUGACCAUUUGGAAAUUGUUUUUAUUAGAUGUUUUAAAUGGUCAUUUCAUUCCUUUCUCCAAUUUGUACCACCCUGAGACUAACUUCAAAUACUGCUGUGAUGAGCAACAUUAAAAUAACAGUAGUGUAGUAGGUCUAAGUGUUCUUGAGAAAAAAGUUCUUGGAACAUGCACAAUUUGAACUGUGAAGGAAAAUGUGGGAAAUUUAAGAAGAAAAGAAACUGUUCUUGGGCAGGACCACUCUACUGGAACAUCCAAAAUGAACUAACAAUAUGAGAACAUUUUAAAAAUGGUCAAAUAAGUGCAAUGUUGUUUAGUCAGUCUUGUCUUGGUACAUGCUUGCAGAUGCCCGAUCUUGCCCCCCCCCCCCCCUCCUGACUUGUCAAGCCUCAAACUGAAGGGACUUUUUGAAAACAUACACUGUACAGUCAUUUUCUACGUGUUUAUAUGUACAUUUGUACAUAGAAAAAACUAUUAAGAUAUUGUUUAAAGAUGUGAAAACUUAAUGGAAUAAACAAAAGUGUUGGAAUAAAAA